AUCUCAUACAGAAAGGCAUUAGUAUAAUUAUGGAAAACAAUUUAUUUUUCUUAAUCUUUUCUUGAAUUUAAUCCAUAAUUGAUUAUGGUAUUGACCCAACCAAUCACAACUAGCUCUCGAGAUCCAAAAACCUUCCAUCUCUGAGAGAAGAAAAAAACUAGCAGUAGAGCACAAGUUCCAAAGUGACAGGCCAACUUGUCCUCUAGGAUCUAGCUGACCCUCACAUUGCCACUACUUUCUUUCUUACUAUAUUUCGAGCUUUAAUUUGAUUGCUUAGCUACGCAUAACUGAAUAUUUCAAGAGAAAAGGAGGAGCUUUGCGAUAAAACACUUUCAGAAAAAGAAAUGGAGAGCAGUGAAGAAGACGAUGAUUUCCCUUCUAUAGAAAGCAUUACUUCUCAGUCCAAGAUCGACUCUUCGUACCAGUCUCACACAGAAAAGGGAAUCAGAAAAGUUUGCUGUGAACUCUUGGAUUUGAAGGAUGCUGUGGAGAAUCUAUGCGGCAAUAUGCAAACAAAGUACUUUGCUUUCUCGAGAAUGUCUGAAGAAGUAGUGGAAAUGGAGCAUGAGUUGGUGGAAUUGAGAAAGCAUAUUUCUGCACAAGGGAUUCUUGUGCAGGAUUUGAUGACUGGGGUUUGCCGUGAAUUGGAAGAGUGGAACUCUGCUAAUGGCAACAUUGGUGAUUGUCAGCAAGAUCCUCAAGUUGAUGAACUUCAAAGUUCCUUGCUAAGUGACGCAGAUAAUCAGAAAGCCAUAUUCUUGGAGAAUAUUGAUGUUCUCUUGGCUGAACAUAAAGUGGAAGAAGCAGUUGAAGCUUUGGAAGCUGAAGAGAAAAACUGUCCAGAGCUGAAAGGUUCUGGAGAUACCUCAUCAAUGGAAUUAUCCUCAUAUAGAUCAGCGUUUUUGAAGAGAAAGUCAAUGCUCGAGGAUCAACUGAUUGAGAUUACUGAACAGCCUUUGGUUAGCAUUCUGGAACUAAAGAAAGCUUUAUCUGCUUUGAUCAAGCUUGGGAAAGGUCCUUUGGCACAUCAACUACUGCUAAAAUCAUAUGGUUCCCGCCUCCAAAAGAGUAUUGAGCUUUUCCUUCCGUCAUGUUCUCUGUAUCCCAAAACAUUUCCAGCUACACUAUCCAGGCUUGUGUUUUCAAUAAUUUCUGUGACAACAAAAGAAUCUGGUUUGAUAUUUGGUGAUAAUCCUGUAUAUACCAAUAGGGUUGUUCAAUGGGUGGAGUGGGAAAUCGAAUACUUUGUACGGUUGGUGAAGGAGAAUGCACCCUCUUCUGAAAAACUUUUUGCUUUGGGCACAGCUAGCAAUUGUGUUCAGGUUAGUCUUACAUACUCCUCAAUGCUGGAAUCACAAGGUCUGAAACUGUCAAAGUUGCUUUUGGUGCUCUUACGACCAUACAUUGAAGAAGUGUUAGAGUUGAAUUUUAGAUGGGCCAGAAGGGCAGCUCUGGAUGUGACAGAAAUAGAUGAGAGCUCGCUUUUGUCACCUAGAUCUAUGUCUCCAUUAUCUGCUUUUGCAACAUUGUCAGAUAGUGUGCUUGUUGAUAGUGGAAUGAAAGUCAUGGACAUCAUUGAAGAUAUAUUGGCACAGCUAACGCCCAUGGCUGUCUUGCAUUUUGGAGCCAAUGUAUUAACAAGAAUUUCACAGCUGUUUGAUAAAUACAUGGAUAUGCUAAUUAAAUCCCUGCCAGGUCCCUCUGAUGAUGACAAUCUCACAGAGCUGAAGGAGGUUAUACACUUCAGAGCUGAGACUGAUUCGGAGCAGCUUGCACUUUUGGGAUUUGCAUUUACUAUUCUGGAUGAACUUUUACCCCUUGCCGUAAUAAAAGUUUGGAGUCUAACAAAUGAAAGCAAGGAGCUGGAAAGUGAAAAUAUUGUGCCUAAUGCGAGCAUUACAGCAGAAUUGAAGGAAUGGAAGCGCAGCCUUCAGCAUUCUUUUGACAAGCUUAGAGAUCACUUCUGUCGGCAAUAUGUUUUGACUUUCAUCUAUUCAAGACAAGGAAAAACACGAUUAAAUGCACUAAUUUAUUUAAGUGGGGAAGGGGCGGAUUUGUAUUGGGACUCUGAUCCUCUUCCGUCAUUGCCAUUUCAGGCAUUAUUUUCAAAGCUUCAGCAAUUAGCAACUGUGGCUGGAGACGUGUUACUUGGGAAAGAGAAAAUACAGAAAAUUUUGCUUGCUAGGCUAACAGAGACUGUUGUGAUGUGGCUGUCUGAGGAGCAGGAAUUCUGGGAUGUGUUUGAGGAUGAAUCAGUUCCACUUAAGCCACUUGGUUUGCAGCAGUUAAUUCUUGACAUGCACUUCACUGUUGAAAUUGCUCGUUUUGCUGGCUAUCCAUCUCGACAUGUGCAUCAGAUUGCUUCAGCCAUAAUUGCUCGAGCAAUCAGGACUUUCUCAGCUAGAGGCAUAGACCCACAAAGUGCACUACCUGAGGAUGAAUGGUUCGUUGAAACUGCAAGGACAGCCAUCAACAAACUUUUGUUAGGAACGUCUGGGUCAGACACAUCUGAGAUUGACGAGGACCAUAUUAUCAUACACGACGAGAUGGUUUCAGACUCUGACGAGACUGCUUCUUCCCUUUCGUCAAUAGAAUCAUUCAAGUCUUUUGCUUCUGCAAACAUGGGUGAACUAGAUAGUCCCGUGUAUUUCACUGAUCCCGAGGGUUGAAGAUUUUUCGAUGACAGCAAUCUCUGAUCAAAUUUUUGGAUGUAAAGAUUCAAAUUGUGAAGCUUAGGACCAUGCAUGUCAUAGGAUGUAGUGCUCACAAAUGUUGUAGCAAAAUAUUUUGCUGUAGUAUCUAGUAAUAGUAGUUGAGAGGUGUAAUUCUAGAACUGUUACAUAAGAGCAAUGCUUCAUGCUGACCAACUCUGUAGUUGCUAAUCCCAGCUGAUGUAUCUUGUCAAGUGAGGUAGUUUAUGCAAUUUGGAAAUUAGAACCGUCCAGUGAAGGCUAAUUUUUACUCAAUUCUUGAAGCUGCAGCUGCUUCUACGCAAUGCAAUUGGUGGAAGAUUUUGAGCUUGUACAA
Populus nigra (black poplar) is the source of this 3027-nucleotide messenger RNA. RefSeq names its product exocyst complex component EXO84C-like. Lineage: Eukaryota; Viridiplantae; Streptophyta; Magnoliopsida; Malpighiales; Salicaceae. The transcript has 7 exons. Gene Ontology annotation, cellular component: exocyst. Gene Ontology annotation, biological process: Golgi to plasma membrane transport; intracellular protein localization; exocytosis. The record is from RefSeq and is a predicted model, not a curated record. Bases 345 to 2669 code for a protein of 774 amino acids.